Messenger RNA from Echinostoma caproni, 681 nucleotides. NCBI's taxonomy places the organism in Eukaryota, Metazoa, Platyhelminthes, Trematoda, Plagiorchiida, Echinostomatidae. The record is from the annotation of a GenBank genome assembly.
AUGCCAAGGACAUCGUUGCCAUUAUCCUCUCAAACGUCAACUAUUCGCCCUGGUUCAAUGACACAACAGAACACAUCAAUAUCCAAACCUGCUACAACAAAUCACAAAUUGGGUAACGCCGCAGUCCCAGCGCAAACAGUGAUCACUGCACCACCGCAAAUGGCUGGACCUAACGAAUUGGCCGCCAGAGUUAAAGAGGCAGNUGCAGCUGCCGCUGCAAAACUGAUGGCCGAAGAUGAAGAUGAUGAUGUGACCCGGGCGCUUUUGGCUGCCGCGGCUGGUGUCACCUACACCCGGGUACAUGGCCCAAACGGGAAAGAACAAGUUCGAGCCAGCAUCACAAAACCACCACUCAAUCUGGUGAACGCACAGACUUCCGCGGAUCCUCAAUCAACCAAGUCGUCACAAACGGCUCAGAAUGCGUCAACUGCUGCGACAGCCACCGCCACACAACGGACACAACAGCAACAGCAAACGCAACAGACGCAGCAGUUGCAACAACAAACGGCACAAGUGCAACAGUUUUAUCAACAGCAGAUACAACAGCAUCUACAACAACAACAGCAUCAGCAACAACAGCAGCAACAACAAUCUUGGAAAAAAAAGAAGCGGUAUAUCCGUGUGGCUGCUGGUGUUACCUGGGAAGAUCCUACACUCGGUGAAUGGGAUCCUAGUAAGUGA